This is a messenger RNA of Vombatus ursinus (common wombat), 1242 nucleotides long. It is a transcript of the gene HES5, whose product is annotated as hes family bHLH transcription factor 5. NCBI's taxonomy places the organism in Eukaryota, Metazoa, Chordata, Mammalia, Diprotodontia, Vombatidae. Gene Ontology annotation, biological process: anterior/posterior pattern specification; regulation of transcription by RNA polymerase II; regulation of neurogenesis. Gene Ontology annotation, molecular function: DNA-binding transcription factor activity, RNA polymerase II-specific; protein dimerization activity; RNA polymerase II cis-regulatory region sequence-specific DNA binding. Gene Ontology annotation, cellular component: nucleus. The record is from RefSeq and is a predicted model, not a curated record. The coding region runs from base 111 to 599 and encodes 162 amino acids. The transcript has 3 exons.
CUCAGGGUAUAAAUAGAGGGGGCUCUGGCUCUGAGUCUGCAUCCGAUAGGAGCCUAAGCUCAGAACUGAAUCUUCGUCUGUCUCUAUUCCCUAGUAUCCUUCCAAAAGCCAUGGCCCCCAACGCUAUUUCCAUGGACAUUCUCACUCCUAAAGAGAAAAAUCGACUGAGGAAGCCGGUGGUGGAAAAGAUGCGCCGGGACCGCAUCAACAGCAGCAUCGAGCAGCUGAAACUGUUGCUGGAGAAAGAGUUCCAGAGACACCAGCCCAACUCAAAGCUGGAGAAGGCUGACAUCCUAGAGAUGACCGUCAGCUACCUGAAACACAGCAAAGCUUUUGCAUCUUGCCCCAAGAGCUUGCAACAGGACUACAGUGAAGGUUACUCUUGGUGCCUCAAAGAAGCAGUCCAGUUUCUGACCUUGCACUCGGCCAACACAGACACCCAGAUGAAGCUGCUUUAUCACUUCCAGCGGCCACAGGCGUCUCUGACCACUAUUCAAGACUUGAAAGCACCUUCCUCCUCUCCCUUGUCCCCUGCUGCCUCGACCAAGCCAGCCCCUGGACAGUCACCUUCUGGCAGUAGCCUCUGGCGGCCCUGGUAGGACCAGGAGGACUCUGAAUGGUGGGGACCCAUGCUUACUAGAUCCAGAGGAAAAUCCGGACUUGCUUUCCAAGUCUCUGGCUCCUCUAGAAUGUAGAGCAAAAUGCUUUGUCCCUUUCCUUUAUAGAGCACUGAGUGCUCCAUUUUUUUAUCUUUCCCUUCUCAUCGAAGGAUAUUGAUUCUCCUUGCCUAGUCUAUUGGGUCAGAGAGAGGGCCAUUCUAAAAGAAUGUAAAGUAAUGUUCCUUGAGGGAUGACUUGACUGUUGGGCCAAUCUUCCAUGAAGAAGGCUUAAUAUUAUCUAACCUGAUUAAUCAAGGUUGCGAUGUGUUGGUCUGUACCCCAGCAACAGUAACUUCAGCAAGUUUGUCCACAUUGUGGUACCAGAGGGGUCCUAGAAUUCCAUUAGCACAUGCGGGGGUAUGCUGAGAAAAGUGACAGUCCCCCAUGGGACCCAUUGUAGAGGGCAUCCUUCAGGGCAUGUGCCAAUUUCAAGUAGAGUGUGCAGUGCUGUGGGGCAGAUAGACCAGUGUUGAUGCCUUUUGCAAAGGCAGUACCCAGUGCAUAUCCUUAUAGGAAAGAAAGUAACAACUAUUGUUGUUUUUAUGAUGGAUGUAUUUAUUAGAAGCCUUUCCAGGAAAGGCCA